UUUCCGCUUCCGCCUUCUCCCUCCCGCUUGUUGGAUCGCGGUCGCCGCCACAGCUGCCGCUGCGGGGCGCGGUGCUGGUGGGUCGGUUGGCUUGUCUCUCGACGUCGGUGUCCGUGCCGUUGAACUGCCCGCUAUGGCUGAACUAGAUCCUUUCGGCGCUCCUGCCGGUGCUCCCGGCGGCCCCGCGCUGGGGAACGGGGUGGCCGGUGCCGGCGAAGAAGACCCGGCCGCGGCCUUCUUGGCGCAGCAGGAGAGCGAGAUUGCGGGCAUCGAGAACGACGAGGCCUUCGCCAUCCUGGACGGCGGUGCCCCCGGGCCCCAGCCACACGGCGAGCCGCCAGGGGGUCCGGAUGCUGUGGAUGGAGUGAUGAAUGGCGAGUACUACCAGGAGAGUAAUGGUCCAACAGACAGUUAUGCAGCUAUUUCACAAGUGGAUCGAUUGCAGUCAGAGCCUGAAAGUAUCCGUAAAUGGAGAGAAGAGCAGACGGAACGCUUGGAAGCCCUUGAUGCCAAUUCUCGGAAGCAAGAAGCAGAGUGGAAAGAAAAAGCAAUAAAGGAGCUGGAAGAGUGGUACGCGAGGCAGGACGAGCAGCUACAGAAAACAAAAGUGAACAACAGAAAGCAGGGAAAACACCUCGGAACACACACUGCGGAGCGCUGACCCCGAGGGAAGCUGGGUAUAUGCGGGAGCCCUGGGCAGAGCCAGGGCAGAGCCACCCGGAGCCACACGCUCACCUGUUCUCAAGAUGCUCUGGGCCUUCGCGUUGCCAAGUUUUGCAGCUUGGAUGAGGUGGACCGCGCCCACGACCUCGUCUUUCGGCACGGACAUCCCUUCCACCAAGAGCAGGUCCUCUGUAUGAGCAGAGGGGAGAAGCAGCAGUCAUCAGCGAGCCGUGGCAGCCCCGCAAGGGGGUCGGGCUGAGAAGUCCACCUGCGGGCAGCAAGCCCCCAAGCGGGAAGACAGCGUGUUCUUUUCACACUGGCAAAGCUUUCUAUCACUCCCAAGUGUCCGCAUACACUGCUCCAGAGGCCGCUGCGGCCCUCCUCCUGCCUUGGUUACACAUCAUCCAGAACUUCCCCAACUGGAAAAUCCUCACCUCCGACCACAGCCCCCUAGCCAGCCCUCUAGCUUCCGACUUCUCACUUCCACAAGCAACAGAGACUUGCCUGUUUCUCUUCUUCCUUUAUCCAUCCCAGGCGCACGUCACAUCACUUGUAGGGCCCCCCAUUCUACGGCAGUGCCUAAAGCACUGACACGGACGGGGGUUCAUUCGCCAGCUCGGCCACGACCAGCUGCACAACCCCACCCAGGUCACAUCACCUCUAUACUCUUCUCUUCUCUAGAAAGCGGGGGUAACACACGUAACCUAACAGGAUUAUUUGAGGAACUAAAUGAGAUCAUGGACGUAAAGAACUUAGAUGCUGGCCAGAGUCAGUGCUCACUGAACAGUAAGUAGGUCUGUUAUCUGUAGUCCUUGUCUUUUCUGCCCCUCAGCAACCCAGGUCCGUCUUCCUCCUCAUCUGCUAUCACACUUGGGCUCUGAUGAGAGCAAAUCCCAACCAUGCAGGCCUGCUACCUAGCCCCCCCCCCAGGGGUCUCCUCACGGCUGCUCUGCCAGCUCUCUCCCAUUCCCCCUCAUGGCUCUUCUCAGCUUCCACCACCUCAAACCUUUUACCCUGCCCCCGCUACCACGAGAUCGCUGGACUGCUGACCUCUCUGACGAAGGACCCCACGAGGCAGGGUUUCCCUUACUUCCUGCCCCCGCCUAAAAACACGUCUGUAUUUGCCUACCUUCACUCCUCUCCCACUCUCAGGCCCUCUACCCAGGCCUUGCAGCUCAUCUCCUCCCCGCUCCUCAGGAGCCUUAUGGUGGGGACUCAACUGCCCUUCUCUCCUGCAUUCUCCACCUUCACUUCCGUCCCCACGGUCUGCUUUCCGCCAGCAGGUGCUCACAAUCUCCCUGUCCUCAAAGCACUUCUUCCCUCUUAGUGUAGUCAGGCCUCUGCUCCGCUAUUUGAAUGCACUCUUUCACAAGACAUGCAUUUGCCCCCAGGAGGAUAGAAACUGGUUCUUCAGGCAAAAAACAAACAAAAAAGCCCCACCUACUCUUUUUAUACAAAUGGUACAUAAACACAAGCAGAUAAACAGUACAUCUGGUACUUAA
This is a messenger RNA of Ailuropoda melanoleuca (giant panda), 2165 nucleotides long. RefSeq names its product clathrin light chain A (gene CLTA). Gene Ontology annotation, biological process: clathrin-dependent endocytosis; intracellular protein transport. Gene Ontology annotation, cellular component: postsynaptic endocytic zone cytoplasmic component; clathrin coat of trans-Golgi network vesicle; clathrin coat of coated pit. Lineage: Eukaryota; Metazoa; Chordata; Mammalia; Carnivora; Ursidae. The transcript has 5 exons. The record is from RefSeq and is a predicted model, not a curated record. Gene Ontology annotation, molecular function: clathrin heavy chain binding; structural molecule activity. Bases 134 to 661 code for a protein of 175 amino acids.